UUGACAAAAGAAGAAAUAGUAAAUGAAUAUUGGUGUAGGUAAAAAAAAACAAGGAAGGACGUUGAUGAGUUGUUUGUUGCUUUCAGUUUUAUAAUUUCAUGCACUUGAGCUGGUGAAUGAAAUACAAAAAACUUCCUCUACUCUCUACUCUUUACUCUCUUCUGAUUCUCUUCUCUUCUCUUCUGAUUCUCUUCUCUUCUCUUCUCUUCUCUUCUCUUCUCAUCUCUCCUUCCUCCUUAUUUUAUUCUCACGACAACAACAUGCUUUUACGUGACGUUGAGAACUUCAAACGUAAGCUUCAAGAGAACCGCUACGCCAAGAUAUGGGUUAUCAUCGCUCUGUUUUUCUUCGGUGGCGCUUCCUUUCUUCUGUCAAAGGUUCGUCGUUUCAGGUGGGACGUGCCGUACCAUCGUCUUACUUCUCAGAAGCAGAGGGGUGUUGUUUUCUUCUGGAUCGUGGUUAGUGUAUUCUCUAUCCUGCACAUAUGUGUAUGGUGUCUCACUCCAUGGAUUAGGAGUUGGCGUUGUGUUCGUCGGACGCCUUCUUUCCCCAUGAUGGCUUUUGGUUGCGCUGUGACCAUCUUCAUACCUUUGGCGUGCAGCAUGGACGGAAGUUUGACGGAUGAGACGUCUGACAAAAAUUCACUCGGUGCUACGCUUUGCUUCAUGAUGGAUUUCUUCUGCCUGCACAUGUCCAUUCUUCCCGCGUUCGAUUACAUGAUAGUACAUGUUCAUCUUGGUAUUGUAGGAACAAUUGUCCUGGGCAUGACCCGUGACAUACUCCCCGUCAAGCGGCUUUUAUGGGUGGUGUUGUCAGGAUUUUGUACUUGGAUGUUUCUGACUUUUCAUCAUUGGUUGACUACGCCAUCGGUGGUAAUGAGAAUUAUUCAGCCUAUUGUGCAUGACACUAGAGUGAGUGACCCUAGGAUAAUCAGCGGAGAGAUUCAGCUACUCGAACUGCCGGCACCACCCGUACAACCCCCACAACCUGACAUUGAGGACUGGAGAUUCAUCCCGAAGAUUAUAACUUGUUUCAUGGUUAUUUUCGUUUCUGCCAUGUUGUUGGUGAACUGGUGAGAUUAUGUACUGGUGAGAUUAUGGUUUGAUUUUCUAUGUUUAUGCAUGUUAUGGACUACGUAUUUACCAAGAAUGUAUUAGAAACAUAUUAAGACUAUUAUUAUUGUAUUAGCUUUUGUAGAAUGAUAUGGACUAACGGAGUGUAUCAGAUGUUUAUGUAAUCUAUCUGAUCUGACUUGUUUAAGAAUUAAUUUAUCUGA
Molecule: messenger RNA, 1276 nt
Organism: Spinacia oleracea (spinach)
Lineage: Eukaryota; Viridiplantae; Streptophyta; Magnoliopsida; Caryophyllales; Amaranthaceae
Exons: 2
Coding region: 117-1076 (319 amino acids)
Source: RefSeq, a predicted model, not a curated record